AUGGCGCAAUUCUCCACCCUACCAGCUGAGUUGCGUCAGAUGAUUUGGGAGUUUGCGCUUCCAGCUCGAGUCGUCGAGAUGGGAGAACCCUGCGACCCAGAUAUCAUACCCGAGGAAGACCUCAGACGAGCAUGGAUGAUUAACAAAAAGCCCCCAACCAUUGCUUAUGUCUGUUGGGAAUCCCGCCAAGUCGCUUUGGCCAAAUCCAAACUUCCCAGAGGGGUUACACUUGCGUCGGAUCGCAUUAUAGACCCUCGAUGGUGGCGGAAAUGUACUGACAUUGUUCAUUUCAAUGCCCCUCCUGAGCUCAUCAGUGCUGCACAAAGAUGCAGGCUGUCAGAUGACCUGAUCGACCUGAUGAAACUUCCUAUUAUGUGCAAAAAGGUCUCCAUCAGUGCGGACAUCGUCCACCCUUUUCUGCGUUUCCGUAAUAGAUCUGAUCUCCCAAGAUCCUUGGUCUGGGAAGUGAUUUGCUCAGCAAAUGCAUGCAUUAUCUCCCUGCAUACUGUCUGUAUUCGAGCCACCAUCGAACAAGCUCGGGAGCUGGGGCUCUUUGGCAACGGCGACGAGCCAACACAGUUGAUCGACCCAUUUGACAAGGGAGCUAUCCAGCGGUUCAGACAGCUCUGGAACAAUACGAAAAAAGAGGUAUCCUCAGUCAAGUUCUUCGACACUAUCGACACCGACAGAUUCACCUUUCGAGUCGAAAGGUGGCUCGCGGAGAUGUCAGCAGAGUACAUCCGUUUCAAAUGGACCAGUCCACCUUUCCCAACCCCAAACCCACGGGAGAUAACUGCAUUGCUCCGUCGGUAUCCAGACCAGCGGCACAGCGCUGACGCCAAAAAAUACCUUGUUGGAUUUCCUACUCUGGACCUGAGGAUCAUGUUUCGACUCUGCCCACCUGCAGUGGUUGAUCAAGUGCUUACGUAA
Penicillium coprophilum is the source of this 930-nucleotide messenger RNA. Its product is annotated as 2EXR domain-containing protein. Lineage: Eukaryota; Fungi; Ascomycota; Eurotiomycetes; Eurotiales; Aspergillaceae. The record is from RefSeq and is a predicted model, not a curated record. The transcript has a single exon. The coding region runs from base 1 to 930 and encodes 309 amino acids.